GGCCGGUCUAUGUAUCCUUGAUGCUCAACCUGUUAGUGAAGUUCAAGGAGCUGAAGUCUGUCGCUCGUCUCUGAGCUCCCUCUGUCUUGGUUGCAGAGCUCAUCCUUAACAAAAUGUCUGACACGGAAGAAGUCAUGGAGGAGGAAGCUCAGGAGGGAGAAGCACAAGAGGAGGCAACGGAUGAGUCAAAGCCAAAGCCGAAGUUCAUGACAAAUAUUACGGCCCCAAAGAUCCCUGACGGUGAAAAAGUGGACUUUGACGACAUCCACAGGAAGCGUCAGGAGAAGGACCUGUCUGAGCUGCAGUCUCUGAUCGAGGCUCACUUCAUCCAGAGGAAGAAGGAGGAGGAGGAGCUCAUCGCCCUCGUUAACAGAAUUGAGAAGCGUCGUGCUGAGAGAGCCGAGCAGCAAAGGAUCAGGGCAGAGAGGGAGAAGGAGAGGCAGGCCAGGCUUGCGGAGGAGAAGGAACGUAAGGAGCAGGAGGAGCACCGUAAGAAGCAUGAUGAGGACGCCAAGAAGAAGAAGGCCCUUUCAAACAUGACCCAGCAGUACAGUGCUGGACAGAAGAGUGAGAGCAGGAGAGGAGGCAAGAAACAAACUGAGAGGGAGAAGAAGAAGAAGAUCCUGGCUGACCGCAGGAAGCCCCUCAACGUUGAUCAUCUGAAUGAGGACAAACUCAAGGAGAAGGCCAGCGAGCUGUGGCAGUGGCUGAUGGGUCUGGAGGCUGAGAAGUUCGAUCUCAGUGAGAAACUCAAACGACAGAAAUACGAUAUUAACCAGCUUCUGGCUCGAGUCCAGGACCACCAGAGUGCCAAAGGUCGUGGCAAGGGCAAGAUGGCUGGCCGGCUGAGGUAAAGCUGCUGCGAGACAAGGUUGAAGCAAAUCGUGACACCAGUGAAGACCCCGCGUGUCUAUCGUGCAUGUAUUCAUUGUUCUGUUGUGUUGGGUUACAUGUCAUUUAUCAUGAUAUCAAAACAAUAAAUAAGUCAUUACACCCA
This is a messenger RNA of Stegastes partitus (bicolor damselfish), 997 nucleotides long. RefSeq names its product troponin T2d, cardiac (gene tnnt2d). Gene Ontology annotation, cellular component: troponin complex. Gene Ontology annotation, biological process: cardiac muscle contraction; sarcomere organization; regulation of muscle contraction. Gene Ontology annotation, molecular function: troponin C binding; tropomyosin binding; troponin I binding. Bases 114 to 854 code for a protein of 246 amino acids. The transcript is spliced from 13 exons. The record is from RefSeq and is a predicted model, not a curated record. Lineage: Eukaryota; Metazoa; Chordata; Actinopteri; Pomacentridae.